AUGUUCAACACAACAACGACCAUUCACGGCCGACCGCGUGGCCAGCUCACACCACAAGAGUACUUCACCUUUCGCGACGACAAAUGGUGGCCUGUUGAGCCACCACCAACACCAGCCUCAACAUCAACACAACCCUCUACAACACCCAACCCCUUCCGUCUGUCAGUCUUAUCAUGGAACAUCGACUUCAUGCGCGACGAAGACGACGCGCGGAUGAGUGCUGCUCUGGACUAUCUCGGGACAUACAUUGCCGGCAUCCGUCGUGACAGCGGGGACUCAGCCCCUGUGGUUGUGAUGCUGAACGAGAUGACGGCUGGGGACCUCCGGUUGAUCAAGUUGGCGGGUUGGAUUCGCGAGGGCUAUGAUAUCACGGAUGCGACUACGGUGGAUUGGGAGUCUGAUGCUUAUGGCACCACGAUGCUCAUCCCACGCAACUUCUCCAUAUCGUCCGUUGCACGACUCCAUUACACCAUUACCGCCAUGCAGCGUGACGCGCUCUUUAACACCACACCUACCGAACCGGGUCCCCGUCCGAUACUCCGGCUAUGUACCACCCAUCUAGAAUCCCUCGCCGCCAAACCGCCCAAACGCCCAGCUCAACUGGCUGCUGCGGCGGAGUAUCUACGUGGGGGUAAGACGGGCGGUGGUGGUAAGGUGUUGGGGGGGAUCCUGGGCGGGGAUUUGAAUGCCAUUGAAGCGUUUGAUAAGACGCUGCCUGAGGAGUGUGGGUUGAAGGAUGCGUUUUUGGAGAAUGGUGGGAAGGAAGGUGAAGAAGGGGGGAUGACGUGGGGCCAAAUGGCCGAACCCUGGCAGCGGGCACGUUUCGGCCUAGGUCGACUGGACAAGAUCCUUUUCUGCGGGGAAGAAAAGGCGUUGAAACUGGUGGGGUUCAAAACGUUUGGACUCGGGGUCACGAUCACUGACCAGCAGGCUGCUGAACGGUUGUUGCAGCGAGGCAGCCUGGAGCAACCGUGGGUGACGGAUCAUUUGGGGGUGAGAGCUGACUUUUUGGUGGAGGUGCCUGGGAUUGGGGAUCAGAAGGAGGAGGCAGGUUAA
Dichotomopilus funicola is the source of this 1056-nucleotide messenger RNA. RefSeq names its product Endonuclease/exonuclease/phosphatase. Gene Ontology annotation, molecular function: 5'-tyrosyl-DNA phosphodiesterase activity; single-stranded DNA binding. Gene Ontology annotation, biological process: double-strand break repair. Gene Ontology annotation, cellular component: cytoplasm; PML body. The record is from RefSeq and is a predicted model, not a curated record. NCBI's taxonomy places the organism in Eukaryota, Fungi, Ascomycota, Sordariomycetes, Sordariales, Chaetomiaceae. The transcript is spliced from 4 exons. Bases 1 to 1056 code for a protein of 351 amino acids.